This is a messenger RNA of Eimeria tenella, 8214 nucleotides long. Its product is annotated as 1-phosphatidylinositol-4-phosphate 5-kinase, putative. Gene Ontology annotation, molecular function: metal ion binding; 1-phosphatidylinositol-3-phosphate 5-kinase activity. Lineage: Eukaryota; Apicomplexa; Conoidasida; Eucoccidiorida; Eimeriidae. The coding region runs from base 1 to 8214 and encodes 2737 amino acids. Gene Ontology annotation, biological process: phosphatidylinositol phosphate biosynthetic process. The record is from RefSeq and is a predicted model, not a curated record. Gene Ontology annotation, cellular component: endosome membrane. The transcript is spliced from 7 exons.
AUGGCAGUAUGGGUGUCCGACUCAGAAGUGGUGGAAUGCUUUGGGUGCGGGGCCCCCUUCUCUGCACUGCGGCGACGGCACCACUGCAGGCUGUGUGGGGCAAUAUACUGCAGUAGCUGCAGCAGCAGCUGCUGCUUAUCUGUGGUGGGGGGCCCACAGGGGCAGGAAGCCAGCAGCAGCAUCAGGCUUUGUGUGUUUUGUGUGCGCAAUGCCCACAAGCAGCAACAGCUGCUGGGGCCCCUCACCAAGCUCCAGAGACACCCCAUCCCUACAUCCCACUCACAGGCCAGCCACUGGGGUGUACGUACACCCAAGCAGCGACUGCAGGGGGCCCCACACGCAGCUUUACUUGCCCAUGAAUGCCGCCUGCCCACUGCAGGCGGGCCCUGGCCAAACCCGCAUGGGCAUUGCUCUGGUGCGGACAGAGUCUCCAGCAGCAGCGACAGCAACUGUGACAGCAAGAGCAGCAGCAGCAGGACUUGCAGCAGCGUUGCAAACGGGACAUACGCGCUGUCUCUUCUGCGCCAAAGUGUCUUAUCACACUGUGUGCUUGAGGGUCUGCCUGCCGCUGCAGCUUGUGUGCUGCUGCGGCUGAUCUUGUCUGUGGUGUCUGCGCUGCAUGCAUCAGCUGCUGCUGCUGCGGUGUCCCUUGGGGACUGUGUGCACGUUUGCUGCUUCCCUGGUCAGUCAAUGUCCGACUCCCGAGCCUUCCCGGGGGUCGUGCUGCCUCUGCUGCUGCAGCACAAGCAGCAGCAGCAGCUGCUCCCCCUGCAUCAAGCACGGGUGCUGCUGGUCCACGGAGACCUCCAGUUGGGGGGCAGAGUUGCUGAGGGGCCUCCAGGCCGGUUCACACACUUGGAGACGGUGCAGAGGAGACACACACUAGCGCUAAGGGUGCUGCUGCAGCAGCUGGCGCUGCUUCAGCCAAACCUGCUGCUGCUAUCGGGGUCCCUACCUCUCUCACUGCUGCUGCGCCUUGCAGCUCUAAAAAUUGUAGCCGUUCCUGGCGUCCCCUUUGCCAGCCUGCUUAGGGCCAGCAGAGCCACGGGGGCACCCUUGUGGGCUUCUCUUGAACUAGCAGCAGCAAGAGCAGCAGCAGAAACAGCGCAGCAGCAACAGCAGACGGUCCUGGGCAGCUGCUCUGUGCACUGGGGGGCCCCAACUCCGGGAGCACCGUCUCACCUCAUUCUAUCGGACUGCCCACCUAGUAGCUUUUGGACUAUUUGCCUGGUGCUUCCCACCUCAGCAGCAACAGCAGCAGCACCAACGUCAGCAUGGCCUGAAGUAAAAGUGUCAGGCAAAGACCAAGAGGCAGAAACAUACAGGCGAGUAUUGUGGAGGGGCCUUUGUGCUGCCUUCGCACUACAGCAAGAGCUGAAAUUUAUUGCUGCUUGCUGCUACCCGGGAGGCGGCCCUCAGGGGCCCCUCUGGAUUGAAGCAGCAACGAAACGGCAGCUUUUGCUGCCGCAGUCAGAGGAGAGUCCUGGUCCUGGCUUGGAGAAGCUGCCUCAGGAUGAUGACUCAAUAACUGGAGCCAGCAGGGUACAGACUCUUUGCAGCAACACCCCAGCAUCAACGGUACUGCAGCAGCGAGAGCAGCAGGACAGCAGCAACAGCGACAGCACCGGCGCUGUGGCCGAUGCUGCAACGGCCAUGGUCAACAAAUUGCUGGAGAGUACCUUCAGGCAAAGACCCCUCAAGUGCUGGCUGCAAUGCUGCAGCAUAUCUGUGGGAUCAGGGGGCCCCCGAGACUUGGAGCGGCGCUUACUGGAAUGCAUGUGCUCCUUAGAGGGGCCCCCAAGCAGCACCAAGUAUCCACCGACAGUAGCUGCAGCAGCAGCUGCGGCCGCUGCAACAAACUGUCCUGCCGUCGCAGCAGUGCAGCUUCUCACGGUCAUAGAUGGAGAGAAAGAGGGGCUUCCAAACUGCAACUUGGAUAUACCUGGUGCUCCCCCAGUCGAUCCCACAGACCUGGGUGAGCCCCUUCGGGUUCCUACGUCCAACGGCACUUGUGGCAUUCGUCCGCUGCACCGUGCUUUUCAGACCACGGCUCCCUCUGCUGCAGAAGCAGCACCUGAAGCAGCAGUCAGGAACGCAAUAGCUGCUGCUGCUGCUUCUGCUCCUGCAUUCAGAGAGGAGAAGGAUGUGGGGCACGAAAGAAGACGCCUGGGUACUUUGCUGCUGAGGCGGGCUUUCAGCCUUGAGGCCCAGAUUGUUUCCCUAGGCAUCACUUGGAGCUGCCGGCUCCAGCAGUGCGCAACUGGAGCAGGAAGCCCUUGGGCCUCUGGGGCCGUCGCUUGCCUUGGGCCCCUUGGGGCCCCUUGGUCCCCCGGUUCCACAGGAACUUCGGGAGCUCUCCGGCGGUGCCCUUGCGCGCUGGCCUUUAGCCCCUUUGGGGCUACGCUGCGCGAAGUCGCCAGUCGCUGGUGCCUCUUCUUGCAGCAACAUCCAGGGUCCCGCAGCUGCCCCGCGGGGGACAGCAGAUGCAGAAGGCCUCUUAAUGAGCACUCCCUUGCGUUCACGAGAGACACAAACCGAGUUGUUGUUACGUUCAAUGAAGGUCUUCUAGUGCCUCAAGGGGAAGUCUCGCGCGCACCCGCUGCUGCCCGCCGCCGCAGCAGGUAUGAAGGGUCACCUAUGUUGUCUCCCUUGCCCCCCGCGAGAACAGCAGAAGCAACAGCGAACGCAACGGGAGACAAGCCAGCAGCAACAGAGGCAGCAGCAUCAACGGCAGCGGAUAGCGUCCGGUGCAAUAGCAAGCUUGAGGAUGCCUUGUUUUCCGCGAAAGACUUGCCUUCAGCUUUAUCAGAGCCCAUCAGAGCAGCUUCAGCAGAACGAACAGCAGAAACAACAGGUACAGAAGGGAGCUGGGAUUGCACUGAAAAGAAUGGAGGCCCUGCUGGGGUCGAUUGGUGGCAAACGUGCCGGCGCUGUGGUGGUGGGGCCCUUGGGGCUUCUGAAGAUAUUGGCCGAUAUGGCGACCUUCCCUUCAUUAGGUUUUUGGAGUUGCUGCUUACUGACGAGACCCUUAGGGGAGACGGUACCCGUAGCGGGGCUCUUCAGCAGCAGCAGCAGAUGGACCAGCAACAGGGGGUGCUGCAACAACAGCAGCACCAGCAGCUGGAACAGGAGCGUGAGCAGGUGCUGAAUGGAGACAAGGGAGCGCCCAGCUGCCCCCAUUAUAUCUUUAGAGACAGGACGUUUUACUUCGCAUCAGGAAACGCUACUUUGGCUUUCAGCCACCAGAGCCUAACAGUCUACUCUAUAUGCAAAAAAGGGGCUCCCCAUCAGCUGUUGAAACCUAUCUCAAGAAUCCCCACUUGCCGUGAUUCAACCGACCCGGCUGCUGACGCCUCGGUAACCGAAGCUGCAGCAGUAGCAACGAAUGAGUCCGCAGCAUCACCUACCGCGUUGCUCUCAUCCGAAGCAGGAAAACCCGUACACACACCAGCGAAGCCAGCGCCUGUAGCAGCAGCAUCAAAGGCGCCUGCAGCAGCACCGGGCGGAGGAGCUGCAGCAGCAGCACUUGCUGAUGAUGGCACGUCACUUGCCUCCUGCCAACAGCAAGAGGACGCGUGCCUCUCUGGCAGCGUGUGCUGCACCGCUCGCCGUCAACUGCACGAAGCAGCAAAAGCGGUAGCUGCUGCUGCAAUAGAGGGCGCUCCUGGAGGUCUUUAUGCUGCAGUCACGGGAUGGCUCACUGGGGUUUCUCUGAAAGGCACCGCUGCAGGCUCAUCUCCUUCAGCAUUGGAAGGGGGUUGCGCGCUAAGUCAAGCACUUCAAAAAAGUCUGGAGGGCAGUGUGCGCUGUCUCCUCGAAAACAAGGUCUCGUGGGCUACGCGCGGAAGAACAUUCUUGACGUCUACUGCUGCAGCGGUGGAGCGGCAGAUAAAGGCAACAGAGAAACAGCAGCAACUGUUGAUUCAAGGGGCUCCUCUUGAAAUUCGGUCACCCCUUUGCAGCUGUGUUGCUGGCCCCUCAGAUCAAGGGGCAUCAACGGGGCCUCCUGGGGGACCUUUGUGGCGCCUGUGGUCAACUAUUUGUAAGCUGCUGGUGGAGCAUCAGCGCAGUUUGUCACUGCUGCUGCAGGAGUUGCAACAAGCAGCGGCCAUUCUCAUGUUGUUCAGUUUUUCGCUUCAGCAAGUGACCUUGAAGCGGCAGCAGCAACAGGGUCCUGCAUGCAGCAAAGAGAACCAGGCUGCAGCAGCAAAAAGAUCGCAGAACAAUGCACCAGGGAUGACGUUGGCUGAAAAAGGUUGUUACUGCUGGAAGACAGCUGAGCGGCUGCUUCGAGCCUGCGAUUUUUCAUGGUUUUGUCUCGACAAGUAUUUCGAAGUAUGCUGCUCUGUUCUCUUUAAAAGGUUUGCAUGCGGUGCAGAGGAUGCCCUCAGAGAGGCCAAGCUUCCUGGGUCGCCCAGCCUGCUUCCCCUUGUAAUACCUACGAAUGAUACCGCGAGCCAGCAGGAAGGAGCGGCAGCAUCUGUAGAUCCUGCCGCUGCACCAGUAGCCACUGCCGAUUCCAUUGCUGCUGCAGAAGAGCAAAGCCCGAGGAAGUCAGCAGGCUUCGUAGUACUGACCGGAAUACGAACGCCGCGUGAAAAUGAUUCGCUUUUUUGGAGCGCAGCCACCGGACAGGGUCCAACGGCAGCCGCAGCAGCAGCAGCAGCAACAGCAACAGCGAAGGAAACCUCUGUGGCAACAGUGGAGCCUCGGCCAAGCAAAAGAACUGUCUAUUACACCGGAAAGAUGAUACCUCUUUUGCUACACCCACCAGCAGUAACGCCAACUGUUAGUGAUACAAGGGACGGCCGGUUGUACAGCCCAACAACAACAGACGCAGCAGCAACCGCAGCAUCAGCAGCAAGCGGAGUAGCAGCAGCUCCCCCGCAGUCUCGCCGGCACCGCAGCGCUUCGUGCGAAGUUGUAUGGCGGGUUGUCAAAGAGGAGGACGCCUCUGUAUCCCCAGCCUCCCCUGCUGGAGAGGAGGGAGCGCCGCUGGGGGCCCCAUUAGCAGAUGCAGGGGCGCCCGAGGAAACUAGGGCAGACAGGUCCACAGCGGAGUCUGGAAGACCCUUUACGGCUGCAGCAAAUUCAAAGGGUUUCCAAUCAGCCGCACGCUGCUUGGAGUCCGCUGGACGUGUAACGGUGAAUCGUAUACCCGCUGGAGUGCCUACUUUGGCUCUUGCAGCUUCAGCAACAUCGUCAGCAGCCACAACCAACAAACCAGCAGCAGCAGCAGCAGCAAGCAGGCUCCUGAUGCCCCCCGCAUUCGGAGCAGCAUGUGGCCUUCCGGGGACGUUUAAGGUGGAUCAUUUUCACUCAGGGCCUCCACAACAACCCUGUCGCCGGUUCAGCAGUUGGCAGCCGCUGUCUGCUGCUCUUGCUGCUGCUUCUUCACUUACCGGCAAAAGUGAUGCAGCUUUGCUCGGUAGCAACUGUACAACGCCUAGCCGUGAAACUGUCUGUUUGCACCGUUUGCGUCAUCUCACAGCCGGCGCUUUGCAUGCUCUUGAAGCCUCCGUGUCUGACAUACUUGCUCGCCCCAAAGAGGGCCUUCAUGACUUUUUGCCUCAUCAGGAGUCCAAAGAUGUAGGAGCCCUCAUAGCCUCAGCCAUUCUUAGCCCCGCAGCAACACACCAACUGAAGCGUAGAUGGACGACAGAAUUCGUCAAUACUCCGGGCGCUUGUUGUGGGGGCUUGUGUGGAAAAUGUAUAAACCCCACAGGGGCCCCGGCAAAAUGCCCUCCAGAAGCACAAGUAAAAGCCUCCAAAGAGGACUCUACACAUGCUUCUGCAGAAGCCUUUGCAGAAGCUGCGCCGUUGGAGCCAUAUGAGAGCAGCAAGCCGUGCCUGUGCUGCCUGGGCACUUGUGCUGUGGAGCUUUGCAGAGCACGGAGGCUAGCGAAGACAAGAAGCUCCAGCAGGGUUGUGAAUGCAUCAUCCUGUGGGGGGAAGCAGGCUCAUUCGGAACCCAAGAUCCCACGUAGUAGUGAAACAUGCGCAUCAAAAGAAAGAUGGUCUGUGUGGGGUGGCCCCUGCAGCCGUGGGUGCCUUCUGCUGCCUUCAGCGCUGGCCGUGGUUUUGGCUGAACUCUCUGAGGGAUUUCUUGAAGAGAGCAAAAAUCCUUGGGGAGGCUUUUCACGCACAGACUGUAAAAGUCAACCGCUUGUGUGUGAAGGGCCUUUAAAAGCGAGAAGCUUCCAGGGACGGGGAGAUGCCGUGAAUCCAGAGGAAACGAAAGGCACAGGGAAUGGGCAGGGCUCCCUGAGGAGGCAUCCGGGCCAAUCAAGUCCCCGCGGUCUUCUGGCUUGCGAUUUGUUCAGCUGCUGUCUCUUUGUGCCUCCAUUUUGUUGCGCAAAUUCGCCAGUGCCAGCGGAAGGAGUUUCGUUUGCUGCCCACUUUCAGACAUUGGUGGCGCUUUCGCCUGAAGAGAGCACUUUGGGAAUUCCGUGGUGGCUCAGGGAGUCACCUGGCUGUGAGUCUCUACACAGUCCGGCUUUGCAGGAUGAAGCGAAUGAGACAGAGCUGAGACUGCUACGUAGUGUGCUGGAGGCUCCCAUAGACAGCGGCGAGCAGCAUGUGCAGGUGCACCAGUUGGGGGAUGAUCGAUCUCACAGUGUGACUCUUUUCUUUGCCCCACAAUUUCACAUUUUGAGGCAUUUGCUGUGCGGAGAUGAUCUCCAGUUUUGCUGCUCUAUCAAAAGCGCAACGCCUGUCAAACUGUUUGGAGGAAAAAGCGGGGCGUCCUUUACGCUGUCAUCGGAUGGGGUUUAUGUAUUGAAGGAGUUAAACCGUCACGAGGUCAAGUUGCUGCUGUGUCAGAGUGAUUCUUUCUUUCGCCACUUUUCCCGCGUGUUAUUGGAAGGAAGGCCGUCGGCCCUAACACCAAUUUUGGGUCUAUUUCAAGUAAAGAAUGCAAUAAAUGGAGACAAAAGGUAUUACGUUGCCCUUAGUAACCUAAGGUACAGAGAAGGAGGGGCCCCAAAGGGGCCCAUCAGGGUCUUCGACCUCAAAGGACUCGGCAGGCAAAGGUAUAUACCGGAAACGGACUCACACGCAAUUCACAGUGGCACCAACAGCAGCAGCAAUAGCGGCACGGGUGGUGGGGCUGCUGCAAGGAGAGCGGGGAGACAGAAUCGAACGGCGGCUGCAAUGCUGAAAGAAGCAGCCGCAUCUACAGCGACCCCAGCAGCAAACGAUGCAGCAGCAGUAAGCUCGGACGAAAAUUAUUCUCCUAAGAUCUUGGCAGCCACUGAAGAACCAUUUUCUAGUAAAGACGCUAGUUUCCCAGCUGCAGGCGAAGGCCUCUUUCGCUUCUUUUCUACAGCAACGCCUCCAGCAACUCCAGCGGUCACAGCAGCUGAAGCAAGAGCAACAACUGAAAUAUCAGCUGCAGCGGCGGCCGCUGGGGAGUUCGAAACCUUGGACGUGCAUGCAGCAUUGGAGUGCGUGCCAGUGUUGUGGGAUCAAAAUUUUCGCGAGUACUCUCGGGGCUUUGCGUUGUGCAUGCACUCCAGUGACGUCUGUGCCUUUAGGGAGGCACUGCGGCAGGACCUUUCUCUGCUGCAGCGUCUUGAGGUGGUUGACUACUCGCUGUUGGUUGUGGUUUACGAGGAUACCGCAGAGAUAUGCUUUGGCCUCAUUGAUUUUUUCCGCAAGUAUACGUGGGACAAACACGUAGAGAAGCUGGGCAAAGCCCUCGCAUACAUGACCAGUGGCCUCCAGCCCACUGUUCUAUCCCCAGGCGACUACAGGCAACGUUUCACAGAAACGCUGCGGGAGUUCUUCGCCCCUGCACUGCCUUCCCUUCUCCCUGUGUCCCUUCACACGCUGCGGGCACUCGCAGCCUCACUGACACCCACAGACACUUAUCCGCAAGGCACGCACCUCUCUGGUGCUGUUGCUGCGGCGUUAGAAGAUUCGGAAACAGCACAAAGAACAGCAGAGUCAGCAGUGGCAGAAGCGGGUAGGAGAGAAGAGAGGCGCUCAACGUGUGCUGAGGAGCCAACAGUGCCGUUCCCAGAGGCUGCUGUCCCCGCUGAAGGCCGGCUUUCUUCAGGUGUUCUCUCAAGAUCCUCCACGGGGCCGCUCCCAUCGUUUGCUGCGUGUCUUGCUGCUAUUGUGAGGGACCAGCAGCAGCGGGACGCGGCAGGGACGUGGGGCUCUGGGAAUAAGUGCGACCGCUGCGGGGAGACCCCAGCCAGCCUCAGGUAG